AUCGACACCUUUGACAGCACCGGCUCCACGCCCCUUCACUUGGCAGCUCGGAUGAACCGUACCAGAGAUGCCGAGAUGCUCGUCGCUGCGGGUGUCGAUGUUGACAUCAAGGCUUACCAUGGCCGGACGGCUCUCAUGUUUGCUGCCAACUGCGGCGAUGUUGACACGGUCAAGGUCAUCCUCAAAGCCGGCUGCAACCCAAACAUAACCGAAAACGAU
This is a messenger RNA of Fusarium vanettenii 77-13-4, 219 nucleotides long. RefSeq lists its product as uncharacterized. The transcript has a single exon. Gene Ontology annotation, molecular function: protein binding. The annotation marks the transcript as partial. The record is from RefSeq and is a predicted model, not a curated record. NCBI's taxonomy places the organism in Eukaryota, Fungi, Ascomycota, Sordariomycetes, Hypocreales, Nectriaceae.